AUGGAAGAUCAAAACCUGAACCUACCUGCUGCCAUGUCACCAAGUUCAACCCAUGACGGGUCAGAAACCAUCAACAACAACAACAACAACCCUGUUACAACUGAAGUUGCUAGAGUUGUUGAUGUUGGUUCAGACACCGGAGCACAGUCUGAACCUGUAGGUUCAAACUUUCCUCCGGUGAAAAGGGGGCGUGGAAGACCUCGGAAGGUUCGUGAGAACCAACCGUCUCCAGUACCAGUGACACCAGUACCGGAGCUUGUUAUUCAGCCUUUUGGAAGUGAGGAGAAGCGUGGAAGGGGACGUCCUCGUGGUACUGGAAAACUUCAGAUUUUAGCUUCAAUUGGUGGGUUUGUUGCUGAAACAGCUGGAGGAAGUAUCACACCUCAUGUGCUGACUGUUAACCCGGGAGAGGACGUGGUUGCAAAAAUAUUUACAUUUUUUCAAAAUGCUCCUCGAGUUGCUACUUGUGUACUCUCUGCUGCUGGCACUGUAUCAAGUGUUGUCCUUCGCCAACCUAAUGUUUCUGGUGGUUUUUUAAGAUAUGAGGGUCAGUUUGAUAUUUUAUCAUUGCGUGGAUCAUGCACCUUCACUACUGGUGCUGCUGCUGGUGGUACACAGAGAAAAAUUAGCAUGCUGAGUGUUUCAUUAUCUAAAUCUGAUGGAAGAAUUUUCGGAGGUGUUAUCGAGAACUCAAUGAUAGCUGCUACUCCUAUUCCGCUGAUUAUGGCAACUUUCAAGCAAAACAUAAGUAGCCAAAUCAAGAGAAAAUGCUCAUCUCCACCGUCAACUGCUCCUAACAUGCUGCCUAACUUGAAAGUUCCCAAGUUAACUGUAGAACAAGGAGAACCUAGCUACCAAACUGGAAAUGCAACAGCAAAUUCUAAUGGUGUAGCAGUAGCAGAUAUGAACGUGGUAGCAGCUGAAACAACUAAUGCUGUGUCAGUGUCAGAAAAUGUCACUACUUAUGCUGAUGAAAAUGUUCAUUCUGAUUCUGUUGGAGGUGGUGGUGGUCUUGGUAUUGACCUUGAGAGUCAAGAGCCUGAAACAGACCAUAAAACAUCUCCUUAA
Messenger RNA from Trifolium pratense (red clover), 1068 nucleotides. Its product is annotated as AT-hook motif nuclear-localized protein 9-like. The record is from RefSeq and is a predicted model, not a curated record. Lineage: Eukaryota; Viridiplantae; Streptophyta; Magnoliopsida; Fabales; Fabaceae. Bases 1 to 1068 code for a protein of 355 amino acids. The transcript is spliced from 5 exons. Gene Ontology annotation, molecular function: minor groove of adenine-thymine-rich DNA binding.